Molecule: messenger RNA, 1092 nt
Organism: Penicillium atrosanguineum
Lineage: Eukaryota; Fungi; Ascomycota; Eurotiomycetes; Eurotiales; Aspergillaceae
Product: putative formamidopyrimidine-DNA glycosylase
Exons: 2
Coding region: 1-1092 (363 amino acids)
Biological process (GO): base-excision repair
Cellular component (GO): nucleus
Molecular function (GO): zinc ion binding; DNA-(apurinic or apyrimidinic site) endonuclease activity; damaged DNA binding
Source: RefSeq, a predicted model, not a curated record
AUGCCCGAGCUUGCAGAAGUGUCACGCAUUGUGCAUUUCAUUCGCCAACACCUGGUAGGGAAAACCCUAUCCAAAGUCCAAGCGCAGCACGAUGACAUCGUGUACGGCAAAGUUGGGACCAGUGCAGCCGAGUUUCAGAAGGUCAUGACAGACAAGAAGAUUGUUGGCGCAGGACAACAAGGGAAAUACUUCUGGAUCACAAUGUCUUCACCUCCACACGCUGUGAUGCAUUUUGGCAUGGCCGGAUGGCUGAAGAUCAAGGACGCCGAUACAUACUACUAUCGCUCGGACAAGCCUGCGGAUAAGGAGUGGCCUCCCAAGUAUGCGAAGUUCUUGCUUGAGACCAGCGAUGAGUCUAAGACUGAGGCUGCGUUUGUGGAUGCUCGCCGACUGAGCCGCAUUCGCUUGGUGGAUUGUCCCGCCGAUGAGAUUCGCAAACACACUCCUCUCAAGGAGAAUGGACCGGACCCGGUCGCAGAUAAAGAUACCGUGACAGUAUCAUGGUUGAUGCAGAAGCUGAGGAGCAAGAAGGUUCCCAUCAAGGCACUUCUUCUCGACCAGGCGAAUAUCAGUGGCAUUGGGAACUGGAUGGGAGACGAGAUCUUGUAUCAUGCCAAAAUCCACCCAGAGCAAUACAGCAACACAUUGUCCGAUGACCAAAUCAGGGAACUCCACACUUCAAUGCACUAUGUCUGCUCCACUUCCAUCGAUGUUCUGGCAGACUCGGAGAAGUUCCCUGAGCAUUGGCUUUUCAAGCACCGCUGGGGCAAGGGCAAAAAGAACCAACCAUCCGUGCUUCCUAAUGGAGACAAGAUCACAUUCAUUACAGUUGGUGGUCGCACGAGUGCUGUCGUUCCGGCGAUCCAGAAGAAGACUGGUGCUGUUGCGAAAGAUAUUGAGGAUGACACCAAUGGCGCAUCUUCAAAACGAAAACGUGAUGUAAAGCAGGAGCAUGAGUCCGAGGCCGAAGAGGAAACCGAAUCCAAGAGCCGCGGGUCGAAACGCAAGAGUACCACAGCGGUAAAGAAAGAAGAGGAUGAUGAGAAGAAGGUUAAUGUGGGUAGGCGUCGGUCUACACGUUCAAAGAAUUAG